AGAGAGUGACGGCUAAAGAGUGCAUAUAAGGUUUUCUCACGUUUCCCUUGCAAGCUAUAUUAGAUGUUAUUACGUUUAAAGGGGUAGAAUUCCUGGGGAGUAGAGCCUGGGGCGUGGCCAGCAGGCGGGGGCGUGGCCCUCUGUCCCAGGUGCUUAGUAACUAACUGCUCUAUGCUUGGAAGCUCAGCUUGGCGACCUUCGUAGAGAAGUAAAGUGGAGUCUGUAGUGGAGACAGUUGUCAAGUCAAGUUUUGCAUAAGAAGUGAACGGCAGGGAAGAUAGUGUGGGACCACCAAGGUGUCCAAGUCUGGGAAUCGGGAAACCCGAUUUCAGGUUCAGCACCACCAUGUCUAUAGGGAAGUCAAAUGAAAAGACGGAGAGUCCUUUCUUGAGUCGUAUCCUUGGGACCAGCACUGUUUUCCGGGGACUUGAAUCCCAUAGGCAACAACUCAGAGGCCUUCUCUUGCCAAAGAAAAUCAAUGAGCACUUUCAACAUGGGCAGGACGCCAUGUCCAGUGGGGAGUGGGAGAAGGCUGUACUCUCCUUCUCCAAAGCCAUCAACCUUAAUCCCCAGCUGGUGGAAGCUUAUGUGCUUCGGGCUGAGGCCUAUAUCCAGCUGUGUGACUUUUCCUCAGCUUCCCAGAACCUUCGAAAGGCUAUUGUGUUAGCCCCAUACCGGCCCCAGUUAAUAGACCGCCUCUGCUUUGUCCUAUAUGUCCAGGGCCAGUGUCUCUUUGAAGAAGAAUCAUACCUGAAAGCCUUAGAUGUGUUCACCCAGGCUUCGGAGCUGCAGCCUCUCAAAUCCUCCUACCGCUUUCGCAGCAUCGCUUGCCUUUUGGCCAUGAAAAAGCAUCAGGAAUGCCUUGGGAUCAUCACGAAAGAAUUAAAGCAGCAUGCCAACCCUGAUGUCUACAUCCUUCGGGCUCGACUCUAUAACUUCUUCCUAAAGCCGAAUCAGUGUUACCAGGAUCUGCACCGGGCCCUUAGGAUUAAGCCUGAGCACCCAGAGGCCAACACAUUGCUGGAGAAAUUGUUGAUGCAGGCCAGAAAGGCCAGGGAGGAAGCAGUGGUCAUGGCCUUGAAGGGGUGCCUGGAGGAUUCUUUGAUCCGGAUCAACUGUGCCAUUGAGAACAGCCCUAUGGAUCCUAACUACUAUUUGUUCAGGGGCACUCUGUUUCGGAGGCUCAAGGACUUCAAUGCAGCCAUUGAAGAUUUUCUCAAGGCUCUAGAGUUGUGCUCAGAAAAUGAGGAAACUGAGAUUCCUCUGCAGGCCCAGCGACAGCUACUUCUUACCUACAAUGACUUUGCGGUCCUCUGCUAUACUAAGGGCGCCUAUGAAGAAGGCGUGUUGCUCCUCAACAAGGCCCUACAGGGUGAAAAGGGAGAGAAAGGGAUCUAUAUCAACAGAGGGGACUGCUUCUUCAAGCUUGGGGAGCUGACCUUUGCUGAAGCCGAUUACCUGGAGGCCCUGGCACUGUCCCCUUGGGACCAGGGUGCUCGGUACCGCAUGGGCAUGCUUAAGGAGAAGAUGGGGCUUCGCAAGCAUCAGAUGAGACAUUACCACAAGGCUGAAGAGUACUUCACAUCGGCCAUUGAAUAUGCCCCAGACAAAGCAAACUUUUACUUCCUUCGGGCCAGGAGCCGCCUAAUGCUGCAGGAUAUCUUUGGGGCUCGUCAAGAUGUUGCCACCAUGCUGCUCCUCAACCCCCAUCACCCCCAGCUGCCUUCUAUGAUAGCAAACCUCUUCCAGGGCCAGUCCACAGAAGACGUGAUGAACAGCAAGACCAUGGUGAUGGCCAGAGCCGUCCUGGACCGGGCGAUUCAGAACAGUAUUCGCCAGGCUCCCACGAAUAUCCUGGGACUUCUGGGCAAGAAUGCUUCCACAGAGGAAACAAAGAAGCGGCAAGACACCCCACGCUUUCUGGUGCCGGUCUCUACCACUGGAGAGACAGGGCCCAAGGACAAGGGUCCUUCGAUUUCCACAAGGCUGGAGGAACAGACUUUAAGCAAGAGCAACCUGAAGCAAGCCUCACAAGGGGAAAAGCCUCAGAGGUCCUCAGAUGACUCAGUUGUUAUUGGGGACACCUCCACCUGGGCAUCCAAGACUGCUGCCACCUAGACCAAACAAAGGGAAGGCAAAACCACAGUGGUCUUUUCCUGAACCAGUGUGUGGACAACCUUGGCUCCUCUUUUCUUGAACCUCAACAGGUGGGCACAGUCCAUAUCCACCCUUGCAUUCUGGGGAGAAAGAAGGUCUAUGGGAUAGACCACUUGACACUGAAGGAAACCCUCCAGCUCACUUUCUCCCUGCCUCAGGCCUCCAGCCUGUCAAUCUACUCUAUUCGUCCCUGCCUCUGGCCUCCUUUCUAGAUACAGUCACGCUUUCUCUAGCCAGAGCAAUAAAGCCUAGACAUACGUU
Molecule: messenger RNA, 2418 nt
Organism: Monodelphis domestica (gray short-tailed opossum)
Lineage: Eukaryota; Metazoa; Chordata; Mammalia; Didelphimorphia; Didelphidae
Source: RefSeq, a predicted model, not a curated record